Molecule: messenger RNA, 3192 nt
Organism: Pichia membranifaciens NRRL Y-2026
Lineage: Eukaryota; Fungi; Ascomycota; Pichiomycetes; Pichiales; Pichiaceae
Exons: 1
Coding region: 1-3192 (1063 amino acids)
Biological process (GO): retrograde transport, endosome to Golgi; intracellular protein transport
Cellular component (GO): Golgi membrane; cytosol; Ric1-Rgp1 guanyl-nucleotide exchange factor complex
Molecular function (GO): protein binding
Source: RefSeq, a predicted model, not a curated record
AUGUUCUGGCCUACCUCAAUAAGCCAGUUUCAUAAGUUACCAGAAGUUGAAUCGCUAGAGGAAUUGGGAAAAUCGAAUCCAGACCACACCUAUAAGCCCAACCCACAUGAAGACGAUAUUGUUAACAUUUUGACGAACUAUUCAAAUGGACUACCUUAUGUCGUUAUUACUUAUAGAUCAAUUUAUUUAUUUGAUUGGACACAUAAAGCCCCUGUGAAUGUUCAUAUAAGGUCAGAUUUUUCUGUCGAAAAAUUUGGCUCUAAUCUUACCGUCAAACUAUCGCCAAACCAGCAGACAUAUGCUGUGUUGACAGAUAAAAACGUUAUUUUGGUGUACACUAUUAAAGCCACUGGAAGUGAUAGUGAACUUUUAGGUGUUUACUCCAAAAGUGGGACAAUAAUACAAAACGGCUACCCAUUGACGGAGUAUGAAGAUGAUCCUUAUGUAUAUGGAGGAGUGAACUCGAAAUUUAGUUCGAAGGCAGGAGAUCAAAAGAACGGUAUAGUGAAAAAUAUCAUAAGCACAUUUAUUGGGAUUGAUGGAAAUGAAGUCCCAAUUGUUGAUCUGGGUCUUCGUUUGAAACUAAUUUUGAAUGUUGCAAGUCCGAUUGUCCAAUACUGUUUUAUUGGUAGUAUGGAGUUAAUGCUGAUCAAUUCAAACCCUCAUGCUUUUCAAAUAAUACACUUGAACUCCAAGAAUUCCAUUGACAAAUUUACCUCGAGCGAUAAUAACCAAAGUUCUACUGAAUCUAGCAACGAGAUCAAUUUCAUUUUGGCAGAUGAGCUAGACUGGUUCCAAGCUCCAGAAAUCAACAACAAAAGCGAAAUAUCAGAUAUGAACUAUAACUAUGACUUAGACUGCUUUCUCUGGUAUAACAAACAAGGCGAUGUACUACUUGUCAAACGAACUGGGAGUACUGGAGACUUUGAGUUAUCUGCAAAGUGCGUGUACAAAUGUGAAACCAAUAAUGAAAAAGCCAUUGAAGGGAUUAUCAACCACUUCAAAAACGUUUGCUACAUAUUAUUAGAAAAUGGAAAGUUGUUGAUAUACAAGCUAAACGAUGAUUUGACAUGUAAGCUACUCAAGACAGUUGACAAAUGUAUUCCAUCGAAAACUCCGAAAGCACUAUACUUGAGCCCUCAAGGAGACUCAAUUAUUGUAGUGUAUGAUAAUGGCUGGAACAUUUAUUCAGCCUUGGGGAACCAAAAUUUUUCCACUUUUGAAUAUGACCACUUUUCACUAUCUCACAUCAAGAAGCUUCAGUUUUUAAGCGAGAGAGAGUUAUUAGUGGUUAAUCAAAACAAUGAAAUUAUUUUUAUAGACCUCACAGUUUACAAUAUUGGUCAGGGGUUUAACUCUUUAUCAAUAAAAAGACCAAUCCUUUAUGACAAAGACAAAAUAAUGGUUUUCAAGGCAUACGAAAAGAAACUAGUUGACCACCACCAUUACAAUUACAAUGUGAAUGAUGUUACUAAUAGAGAUACCGAUGUUUGGUUGAGCGAAAUGCUACCAUUAAGAUUCAGGAUCAAUAAUAAUAUCAUUCGAUCAUGCUCAGUCAGUGAUGACGGCAAUAAUGUUUGUAUUAUUGGAAAUUAUGAUGUGAUUGUAUUUAGCAGUUUCUCUCGUAGAUGGAAAUUCUUAGAGAUUCCUCAAGAAUCUGCAACGUUUGAGAAAACAGAAAUACCCAUGAAGAAGUGUUCCUGGUGGAGAGAUUAUCUUAUUGUUGGGUCAUCCAGUGGAAAGGAGAAAAAGAAAUCUGAAGUCGUUAUAUUUUCAGACAGAAUUUUGUCUGAAGCUGAGAGUUUUUGUUUUGAUUUCAUUGUGUGGAGCUUCAAUUUGGAAGAUACAUCCUUUGAUGAGGUUUUCCUUGAUUUUAAUGUCGAUAUUUACAAUGACCAAUUACUUGUAAUGACCAAUGCUUUGAAUUGCUACACAUGGAGGCUUAAGUUGAAAACAAGUGCAACGACUAAAGUUGAAGGAGAUCACCAAAUCAAAAAAAGCACAAUGCAUGAUUCUUCAUUAACCUCUUUGAAGUCAUCUAUAACGUUGGAGAAAUCUACCGUUUACCAAUUAAAAACUUGUUUCAAAGAAUCGGAUGAAUCAAUAGCCCUCAAUUAUGGAACUGUAUUAAAAAUCACAGACACGGACAUUCUCUUUCUCACCAAUACUGACCUAUACUAUAUUAGAAGGGAGAGAACUCCUGGUAGUAUGUCGUUUGCCUAUGUGACUUACUUAAUAAGUAGUUGCGUUGAGUACGUGCACAAGCUAAAUAACAGUUUGAUAUGUCUAUUUGAUGGAUCACAACUGAUACACUACAACUUGAGCGACAACAUCAAUCUACUGAAGUUAAAGCCUAUCAGAAUCAGCAUAGGCAAUGAUAUCAGCCAAAAUGACGGUGGGGGUUACUCUGUUAAAUAUACCGGAACUUGCCCAUAUCCAAUUACCACAAUAUCGUUUCAAAAUAUAAUGUUUGGUAUUGAGAUUGAUUGUUUCAACAAAUUGAAGCUCAAGCUGGAAACCAGCAGAAGGAAUUAUCUCACUGAUUUGGUCAAUCACUACAUUUUAUCCAACAUUUCUGUGAAAAACCUCGAAGAUGAUUCUAACGCCAUGAACAUCACUACUGUUUACGGGAAAUUUUCAAAGUUUAAAAACUUCAAGUUUGUCCUCGAAAAAUUGAUGGUGGAUUAUUUACAGAACUGCUACGAGGAUCCGAAAUUUGAUUCGGACAAUGAUUAUUUUAACCGAAUUUACUCGUUGAUCAAUCUGACAGGGAACUCUUACGAGAUUGUUCUCAAUUGCUUGAAGAAAACAGAGACUCACUUUUGGCCAAUAUUCUUCAAGAAAUCAAACGAGACGCCGAGGUCUGUGGUCAAUAAGCUAUACACUGACUGUAAUGAUCAUAAAUUGAGUGCUCAUUUCUUUAUCAUCAUGUUAAACUACGAGAAAUAUGACUAUAGCAGUGAGGAUAACGAGUGUUACCCUGGAGAGAGCAAGCCCCAAACAUCCAAAAAAGAAUCAUGUAACAUUAGUGCUGAAGAUCAAGACCUCAUUUUCAAUAUUUUGAAAAGAUUGAUUCUCUCAGGGGAUUUCGAGACUUCGUUUGAGUUGGUCCGUUUUUUGAAGAUUGUCGAUGACAAAAUGACACAUAAGUGUUUAGUGAAGAUGAAAAAAUACUUGAAACUUGAUCAAUAA